AUGACUCUGCUGUUAACAACGAGACCGAAGGCAGCAGGCGGGUUAGGGUCCGGAGAAGGGUCGGUUCGGUAUGCAAGCAGAACCAGUAAAGAGAUGGUUAAUAAGAGAGGAAGGGGAAGGCCUAGGAAAUAUGACAAUGGUGUUCCAAUCAGUAAUGGCUCAGUUGAAGCUUUGCCACCUCCAACGGCAGCGUAUUGUUCGACAAAACGACCUUGGGGACGGCCUAAGGGCACUGGCAAGUUUCAGGCGUUGGCUUCCACCGGUGAAUAUAUGGACACUGCAAGAAGAAGCUUUACACCUCAUGUACUACCUAUGUACAAAGGAGAGGAUCUUGUUGAUAAGAUAGUAUCGUUUUGUGCAAGGGCUUGUCAUUCGGUUUGUGUUCUUACUGCUAGUGGUGCUGUCUCCAGUGUUACCCUCUGUGCCCCUGAUUCUUCUGCAGGAACUUUCACGUAUGAGGAGAGGUUUGAAAUUCUUACUCUCACCGGUUCUUCUGUUGUGUCCGGUGAAGUGGGGACCAUCACAAAACCGCUUAUUCUUGCUAGUUUCAAGCAAAACAUUGGUCGAGAAAUCCGACGGAAGUAUUGCGGAGGAGCAUCGACAUCAGCCAAUAUUAUUUCCAGUUCAUAA
Molecule: messenger RNA, 630 nt
Organism: Hibiscus syriacus
Lineage: Eukaryota; Viridiplantae; Streptophyta; Magnoliopsida; Malvales; Malvaceae
Product: AT-hook motif nuclear-localized protein 9-like
Exons: 5
Coding region: 1-630 (209 amino acids)
Molecular function (GO): minor groove of adenine-thymine-rich DNA binding
Source: RefSeq, a predicted model, not a curated record